CCCGCUUCCCGCUUGCCCUUCUCCGCUCCCCACGCGUCUCCUCUGGUGGCCGCCUUCGGCGAGUGGAAUUUGUUCCUCACUGGCUCGCUGCAUUCUUCCGCUGCGAGGUGUUGGUGUGGGGAUGGGAUCUGACAGGAUCGGGACGAGGAGGCGGCUGCGAGGUACACGCUCUGGAUGCCGUGUGUGGAUGCGCUCAUUGCCGAGGCCGAGGCCGCUCUUUCUGGAGGCCGACGCCGCUCUUUCUGGAAGAAAUCCAUCGGUGUCAAGAGGGGUGACGUGGACACCUACGUCCUUCAUGUUUGGGCGCUGGAGGGCGACGGGAGGCAUCGAUUCGCCUAGGGGACUGCGGCUGCUAGAAGAGAUGCAGCAAUUGAAAGAUGCACAGGUACUUGAUGAGAUGCCACUAAGUCAAUCUGCUAUCUCAGGUUAUAUUGGAUGUAAUGACUGAAACUAUUCGAGGACAAAUCUUGGAUUGUUGUUGUCGUUGGAAUUUAGAGUUGCAUGGUUGGCAUGGUCAACAUGGCAAAGAAAGUAUAGAAGAUUUGCCAAACCAGGUAUGGGCUUGUAGUACAUCAGGUAAUCAGAUUCUGCACCCAAAUUUAAUUUUACUUGAUUUUAAAUGCUUCUAGGGAGAUGAUGUCGAUAUGCUAGAUUGUGUUGUAGUUUAUGCUUGUCUGGUUAUGCAUAUUUUCUUCCAGAGCGUCACAUUUCCUUUUUGAGAAAUUCUAAUGGUGUAGGCUGAGCAUGGACGUUUGUGCUGCUGUGUGUGUUGAGGUCAAUCUCAGUUUGGUACACAGUAGAGCAAAGGGCGUGGCACUCGCCAAAUAUGGUGUAUGUCGGACUUUCCCCAUUUAUUUUUUCUCACACCAUACAAGAAUUAUACAGCCAGGUGAUCAGCUCAUCGUGGCUUUAAAUGAAAAUAAGUUAGAAAUUAGUUUGUCAAUAGUCACUAGAUACAAAUAUACGCCCUCCGUUUCUAAAUAUGAGUCUUCUUAGAUAUUUCAAUACGGACACAUACGGAUGUCUAUAGUCACUAGAUACAAAUAUACUCACUAAAUUCACUCAUUUUGCUUCGUAUGUAAUUCAUGUAGAAAUGUUUAAAAAGACUUAUAUUAAGGAACAGAGGGAGUACUAUAUUGGGCUCUUUGUUUCAAAAGUUGUUUCUUAUCACGUAUAGAGGUUCAGUAUAGUUUGCAGCUGACAAGAUCCGUAUGACUUGCACUACUUGAUGUUCAUGUCAAGCCACACUUACUGUUAUCACUAAACUGAAAAAUGUCAACUUCCUAAUUAAAUUUACUGAAAUAUUGUGAAACUGAAGCUCUCUGCAGGUAUUAUAUUUCCUGCUCAAUAUGCUCCUGUAUAAAACAUUUUUCUUGACGUGUGAGCAAACUCUGACGGACAAUAUGCUGAUUAACUUUGUUCUAAACUGUUGAAUCGCCAUAGGGGAGAUAGUAGUGUAGUACUGAGGAAAUACAAAGAAUGAUGAUUUAUAGCAUCAGUAGAGUGUGUAGGUAAUUUUGACUGUGGUACGCGAGGUCAUGUAGUUUGUUAUCACUAGAAAUUUUAUGUACCUAUGCUGCUGGCCACUUUUUUUUAUAGAUGCAGUAACUAACCUUUGAAGUGUAUACAUGGUAUCAAAUAUAUCAAGAUUAACAUUAGUUUCCCCUGUUGAAGCUUGUGCAAUUGGAUUUAUGUUGAUCAAGAACUGGUCAACGAUAAAGGAGAACAAGCAUUGUAUUUUGUAUUACUAUUUUUAUACAAACUUUCUUCCCACACCAUUAUGUAAUCUUUCCCUUUUUGGGUUGCAGUGUGGUCUCUGCUAACCAGAUUUUAUAUAUGAUCACUGCUAAAUUACAACAUAAUGCCAAAUGUACAAGUAUCCUUUGCAGAAUUCGAAUGGCCAGCGAUAUCGUAUACGAGUACAGGUGUUGUGAAUCUAUUUGUUUCUGUUGCAUAUGUAAAUGUGAAUGGAAACAUGUGAGAUUUGCGAUCAGCUAAUCCUAGGAGAAAGUAGCAAGCAGAUCAAAGAUAUUGAGUAACGUAUUUAAUUCGUCAAACUAUCAACUUUGAUCUAUCCUAGGAGAAAGUAGCAAGCAGAUCAGACAUGUUGACGUGAGACAUAAGGAUCUUGUAAGUAAAGGGUAUCACAAACUUCACUAACUAGCUCGUCCAGCAA
Molecule: messenger RNA, 2176 nt
Organism: Triticum aestivum (bread wheat)
Lineage: Eukaryota; Viridiplantae; Streptophyta; Magnoliopsida; Poales; Poaceae
Exons: 3
Coding region: 122-448 (108 amino acids)
Source: RefSeq, a predicted model, not a curated record